AUGCUUCAGCUGGGAGAUGGACUUACUCUCUUCUCGGCCGUUUUUAUCGUGAUUCUCCUGGGGACAAGAAGCGCGGUUUGGUCCACCGUGCUCACGGCCUCUCUAUACCUCUUUCUGGUGAUGUUUCGGUUUCCCCAGGUACCGGCCAGCCGUUCCAGACAAGUGCUGCGGCCCGGGCUUCGAGUGUCGGCUAGUGGCGUGUCAGCGGUGGCGCACCGCGGGGGAGGACAUGAUGCCCCCGAAAACACCAUAGCAGCUAUACGGGCAGCCAGUGAAAAUGGAGCCACAGGUGUGGAGCUGGACCUGGAGUUCACAGCUGAUGGCGUUCCCAUACUGAUGCAUGAUGAGACUGUGGACCGAACCACAAAUGGAUCAGGUCCACUUAGCAAGCUGCUCUUCUCUGAACUCUGCAAACUAGAUGCGGCAGCCAAACAUAGGCACAGUGACCGAUUCCGAGGUGAGAAGGUUCCAGCGCUGCAGGAGGCCAUAGAGGAAUGCAUCAAGCACCAGCUGACCAUCUACUUUGAUGUCAAAGGUCAUCCUGAUGAGGCAUCUGCAGCACUAAAGGACUUAUUUCGGAAAUAUCCAGUGCUCUACAACACAAGUAUCGUCUGCUCAUUUGAGCCUAAAGUCAUCUAUAGGAUGCGGCAGUCCGAUCCUGAUGUGGUGACAGCAUUAACCCAUCGCCCAUGGAGCUUGAGUCAUUUUGGUGACGGAAAGCCAAGAUUCUCUUCCUCAUGGAAACAUCACUGGAUGCAGGUGCUGGAUGUGUUCCUUGAUUGGGCCCAUCAUCACUUGCUGUGGAACCUUUGUGGAGUCUCUGCCUUCCUGGUCCAGAAAAACUUCAUCUCCCAGGACUAUGUGCAGUACUGGGCUGAUCGAGGUGUGGAGGUUGUGGCCUGGACUGUGAACACCGCUGUGGAGAAAGAGUACUAUCAGCAGCUACUGAAGAUCAACUAUAUCACUGACAGUCUCAUAGAAGACUGUGACCCUCACUACUAAAAGCCGAAUUCUCAAAUCACUCUGGAUCUAAGGGAGAACGAUUAAAACUAAUUUGUCUGAGAGAUUAAAUGCUAUACAUAAUUUCAUAAAUUUGAUAAAUAAUGGUUUAUAGAUAUGAUUGUUUGUUUUGAGGUCAAACAGUUGUCAGAAAAUGUAUUUCAGUUACUCUACAAGGAAUUUAAACCAGUAUAUUUGUACUGUUCAAUUAGAAAUUAGUUUGAAUUUUAAGGGGUUAGUUCACCCAAAAAUUUAAAUUCUCUCAUCAUUUACUCCCACUCAUCCCAUCCCAGGUGUAUGACUGACUUUCUUCUGCUGAAUACAAAAGAAGGUUUUUAGAAGAAUAUUUCAGCUUGGUAGGUCCAUGCAAUACAAAUAAAUGGUGACCAGAAUUUUAAAACUUCAAAAAGGAGUUAAAAAGCAUAAAAGUAAUCCAUCAGACUCCAGUGGUUUAAUCCAUAUCUUCACAAGCAAUCCAGUUGGUUUUGGAUGAGAACAGGUCAAAAUAUUACUCCUUUUUCACUGUACACCUUGACAGCAGUCUACUUGGCAAUCAUGAUUUUAAGCUCAAUUACACUUCCUAUAGCGCCAUCUAGCUCUCUGUGCAUUCGUCAAGCACUAGGAAGUGUAAUCGAGCUUGAUUACAGACGUGCCUAGCGACUGUAAUGGCAAGAUAUAGGCUGUGUCUCAAUUAGAAGAACACAAAUAAUGGUCUUGUCAAUCUACCUUGGAAGGACAGAAGGACAUAGAACGCAUCUAUUGCGAGCUUAAAGAUGUGCUGCGAACAUCCUGUUGCGCAAUUAAACGUCACCACACAUUUGAAAGCAGUGCGAGAACUACUGGCAUUAUCACACACUAGUAACAGCCUUAUCAUCAAGCCAGUGAGGUUUUGCUGGACUAGUAACACAUUUAAAGAAUAAAGUCUGUAAACACUUAUUUCCUUCAUGUGUUUAUGACUGUCAAUAUGAUGCCCAACAUAACAAAUGUUGAUGGAGUUUAAUGACUCUCAUGAGCCGACAGACUAUCAUGAGCUUAUAGUGGGAAACUGUUGGAAAUAAAACAACUGAUAUAUCAGUGAGUAAAACACAACGGUAAAUGUCCCUCGUCUGCCAACAUAGUAUUGGGUUCUUGCCCAUCUGAUGCAUCCUCGAUAUUCGGCCUGAUCAAGAACACAUUCAGUUAAUUUGUGAAACAGCCAUACAGUAAAAAAAGGAGUUAUAUUUUGGUCAGUUCUCAACCAAACCAACUGGAUUGCUUCAGAAGAGUUUUAUGGAUUACUUUUAUGUGCAUUUUGGGCCUUCAAAGUUAUGGUCACCAUUCACUUGCAUUGUGAGGACCUACAGAGCUGAAAUAUUCUACUAAAACUCUUCAUUUGUGUUCAUCAGAAUAAAGAAAGUCCUACACACCUGAGAUGGCAUGAGAGUGAACAAUGAGAGAAUUUUCAUUUUUGGGUGAACUAUUACCUUCAAGGACAAAAUCAUUAGUUAUCUUACAUAGGUCUUCAUUUGAUCAUCUAAUGAUCAUUCGGAUCCACUCAAAACAUACAAUUAUAGAAGUGCAUUCAUAUGGGCAGCAUGCUGUAAAGAUUAGCAGUGAGUGGAAAUUUACAGGGUAACAAAGUGCUUUCAUUGUGUGAAAUUUACAAUAGGGGUGAUGUAAAUAAGUAUCAAAUGUACUGUAUACAACCACUCAGGUGAACAAAUGUAUGAAAAUAUAGAUAUUGGUUAUCUGUUUAUUUUAAUAUAAUUUCUAACUUAAUCUAUAUAACUCCUUUUUCACAGUACAUCUUGCUAAUGCAGUCUAUAGGCAUGAUCGUGAUUUCAAGCUCGAUUACACUUCCUAGUGCUUGACGCAUGCGCAGAGUGCCAGAUGGCUCAACCCAAACGAAAUGAUCAAGCAGGAACAGAUUUUCUCUCACUGCUUCUUGUUUUUUUGUGCUAACAGCAUGGAUAAUUCAUGAUGUAUCAGUUGCUCACAUAGGUUUUUUUCAUCUGAUAUUAAUAAUUGAGUAAAUGUCUAGUUACAUUUAAAACUGUCUAUAAUUUGACCGCAUGGUAUUAUCAAAGGACAUUUUAUAAUUUCAGUCUGAAAGCAAUAAAAGUUCUCAUGCAAGUUGCAAUCUUAUGUUUGGCACAUAGAAAUAAAUACUAAAUGAGGAGUUAAACAAGAUCAAUUGAAGGUGGUAUGUUUCUCAAUCAAAGCCCAAGAAGAAUUAUCAUCUAAAUAAAUUCUUAAAUAACUGCUAUUUUGUCCCAGUAGUUGUAAUUGAAGGACUGCAUUACACUUAAAGUAUUGUAUAACAGUAGCAUCAGAUCUUUUUUUCCCAACUCUUAUCUCAUUUUAUUCAGUAUAGUGACUUUAGUAAGUGAUAGGUGUAACUUCAAACCACUAUAAUGCAGAUU
This is a messenger RNA of Xyrauchen texanus (razorback sucker), 3401 nucleotides long. RefSeq names its product glycerophosphodiester phosphodiesterase 1 (gene gde1). The record is from RefSeq and is a predicted model, not a curated record. The transcript has 6 exons. NCBI's taxonomy places the organism in Eukaryota, Metazoa, Chordata, Actinopteri, Cypriniformes, Catostomidae. The coding region runs from base 1 to 1002 and encodes 333 amino acids. Gene Ontology annotation, molecular function: phosphoric diester hydrolase activity. Gene Ontology annotation, biological process: lipid metabolic process.